ACCAAUCAGAGGAAGAGUAGACGACCCGCGGCAAACACACACUUCAAUAUUAGCGUGAACAAUAACAGUGCGCGUGUAUUUUAGUAUUAGUACUGAAUUCGGUAUCUGUUUAUUUUAUUACUCAGAAUACCUUAUAACAAACCGACUUUUAUUCAGUUUCGGGUGAAACAUACGGGAUAUCUGCAGCGCUGAUACACACCGACAGCUAACGGCGGAAAACCGGUAGAAGCGUUAGCCGCUGAGCUAAACUAGCUAAUAACAGAUUUCAGCGGGAGUCUGUCUGUCAGCGGCGGUGAAUAUCAGUAGCGUUAGCUAACGUCAAACUAAGCUUAGCUAACUGUUCGAGUUAAGUUCUGCUUUACUGAAUAUCGGCAUGUUUUUAUAAAGCGGCAGAGCUAGCGUUACAGUUAGCUAACAGUAAUGUGAUAUUUGAGCGGUGUGUGUGUUCUGAUGUUUCUCUCCUGUCCGCGCUAUGUUUUCUCUCCCUCAAAACAAUUUAAAAGAGCAGCUGGAGCGGCACAGUAAAGUCAGCUCCGCCCAGAACAAGCUUUCUCUGGCCAAACCUAAACCCGGGGCAUUUUGCUUCAGAAAGACAUCUACAUCAACGACUAGCAAAGCUGCAGUCCCUGAGAAGGUAAUUGGUUCUAAUGUCUUUGUAAACCGGAGUGGCAAUGUUCCUCGCAGCUGUGAAGUAACUAAACCUCCUCUGACAUUUCCAAAGAAGCCUGAAAGAGCCCCUCCAAAAUUCAACUUCUUCAGUGCACCCAGCAAACCCAAGACACAGUCCAUCAACCCAUCAUCCAACCCAUUUGCAGUGACUAAACCUACUCUGAUCCAGUCUGUCAUCAAGACUUCAGCCAAAUCAGAAACCAUCCCCCCUGAUACUCAUGAAGAUAAAAGUGCAGAAUCACUGGUGGGUAAUGACUCUUUUGCCAUUCCUGUGGAUGACUGGGAUGACCUUGAUGAUUUUGAAACGCCUUCUAAAGUAAGAGCAUCACAAAGCCCCCAGAUUCCAGUGAAAAAAACAUCUGGAUUAGAUAAAAACGUAUCGCCUAAAGCUGCUAGUGCUAAAAGUGCUGACACAACAGAGAAUGGAAGUUUGCCUGUUGGACCAUCAUUUGGUGCUUGUGGAGAAGCUUUGGAAAUUCCAACAGACACCUCUGGUGCUGAUCGACAUGAUGCCAUCUCUGCUGGGGAGCCAGAUGAUUCUCCCAUCAAACUAACCAAGCGUCUAUCUGCGGUUAAGCAAAAGCCACUGCUCAUUGACAGUGAGGACGAGAGCAUCACUGACAAUAUUAAACCUCAUAAUAAAGCUGAUGAGAACUUCAAGUAUUCAGAAGAAAAUGAACAAAAAUGCAAGAGUCCAAAAAUCAUAGACAUAGAUGACAGUCAGGAAGAGGAUAUACUUGAGGAUGACUUUGAUUUUAUUCCACCGUCACCCAUUCCAGAAGACCAGAGUCCAUCUGUUCCAACUUUGGAGAAAAGAAAACCUGACCUUAUAAAAAAUGAGGUGGCAAGUGUUGCUUCUUCGAGAUGUUCUGUCUCAAGCCUUUCAGGGCAAAAUGUUCCUGCUAAAGAUUUAAAAGGGCCUGAUGAUGCUCUCUUCAGUAUCAUGGAGUCUAUCUGUUGUCUAGUGGACAAAAUCCCAGAGCAUGAGCUCAUAGCCCUGACUUGUGGCACAGAGCUGCUUUUACAAAGAGCUCACAGGAAAAGGAUUCUUGCUGAGAUUGCAUCAUCAGGAAAGUCAGUGUCAGUCAGCGGAGCCGCUUGUGAUUUCAGAUUGCUGCACAGAGGAAGUUUUGGUGUUCCUACCCCUCUGAUCUCAGGCAAAGGAGACAGUGCACUAAAAGGCUUUCAGUAUAGAAAGUCCUUUGCAUCUACAAUGUCUGUAGAUUACAACAACAGUGUGUUUGAAGACUCUGAUUGCAUUAUUAAUGGUGUGGAGACACCAGGUGGCUCUUGGAACCCCAACCCUUCCCUCAAAUCAGCUGCAAAAGGAGACCAGGAAAACACAUGUCUGAAAAAAAAUAAUGUCCACAUUGAGUCAUCAAGUUUGCUUUUAAAACAGACAGAUGAUCAGACUGAAGAUCUACUACAGACCAACCUAUUCUUCUCUCCCAAGAAGCGAGUGGGGACCAUAAAAAAUAAUAAGGAAGAUAAAGUUGAGAACAACACUGCAGGGUCUGUGUAUGUUGAUUCAGAAAUGGACACUGUGCCAGAUGACUUCUACGAUGAUGACUUUGACAUUGACGACUUCAAUGAGAGCGAUAUUCCAAAAUACAAUGAAGAACCUGUGGAUUCAUUAGCUACAAAGAAAAGUUCAAGUGCAACCCCAAAGCCAAUUUAUGAAGGAGGACCCUCUAAGUCCUGUGAGAAAAGGACUGUCACCACACCCACGGCUGUUGUAAAACCUACUAAGCCAGCCUCCCCUGAGGUUACAUAUAGAAAUCCAGCACAUGACCGCUUUAGGGGCUUCAGCUUUCCUCACUCUUCAGAGAUGAUGAAGAUCUUCCACAAGAGAUUUGGUCUUCAUCAGUUCCGUUUCAAUCAGCUUGAAGCCAUCAAUGCUACGUUGCUGGGAGAGGACACGUUUGUUUUAAUGCCUACAGGAGGGGGCAAAAGCCUCUGCUACCAGCUUCCUGCCUGUGUGUCUGCUGGAGUGACUGUGGUGAUAUCCCCUCUACGUUCUCUGAUUGUGGACCAGGUCCAGAAACUUACCACAUUGGAUAUCCCUGCGACUAGCUUAUCUGGGGAUAAAAGUGAGAGUGAAGCUGGACGAAUCUACAUGCAGCUCUCUAAGAAAGAUCCUGUCAUCAAACUGCUUUAUGCCACUCCCGAAAAGGUAUCUGCAAGUGGGAGGAUGAUAAGUGCCCUGCAAAACCUGUAUGAGAGAAAUCUGCUUGCUCGUUUUGUCAUUGAUGAAGCCCACUGCGUCAGCCAGUGGGGACAUGACUUCAGGCCAGACUAUAAGCGGUUACAUGAGUUACGGCAAAAGUUUCCCAAUGUUCCUAUAAUGGCACUGACAGCGACUGCCACACCUCGGGUGCAGAAGGAUAUCCUCAAUCAGAUGGCCAUGAAUCGGCCUCAAGUAUUCACAAUGAGCUUCAACAGACACAACCUUAAAUAUUCUGUUCUGCCUAAAAAACCCAAGAAGGUAGAUGAGGAGUGCAUUAACUGGAUCAAGAAAUAUUAUCCACGUGACUCUGGGAUUAUCUACUGCUUGUCAAGGAAUGACUGUGAUACCAUGGCUGAUAGUCUUCAGAGAGCUGGAAUUGCAGCACUGGCUUACCACGCAGGGCUAAAUGACAAAGACAGAGAAUAUGUUCAAAACAAAUGGAUCAACCAGGAUAGAUGCCAAGUCAUGUGUGCCACAAUUGCUUUUGGCAUGGGCAUUGACAAGCCUGAUGUGCGCUAUGUGAUCCAUGCCAGUCUGCCCAAGUCAGUGGAGGGCUACUACCAGGAAUCGGGGAGAGCAGGCCGAGACGGAGAGAUUUCCCACUGUGUUCUCUUUUAUUCUUACAGUGAUGUUAUUCGCAUCAAAAGAAUUCUUGCCAUGGAUAAGGAUGGCAAUCAUCAUUCUAGAGCCACCCACACGAACAACCUUCACAGCAUGGUGCAUUUCUGUGAGAAUGUGUCAGAGUGUCGAAGGAUCCAGCUGCUUGCUUACUUUGGCGAGAACAAAUUCAAUGCUGACUUCUGUAAAGAGCAUCCCGAAGUCAUUUGUGACAACUGUGCCAGACCACACCAAUACAAAGCCAGAAAUGUGACUGAGGAUGUGAAGAAGAUUGUGAGGUUUGUACAAGAAAACUGUCAGAAAGUUGGUGGCAGAUACAGCAAAUCUUCACAGCAAAACAGACUCACUCUGAACAUGUUGGUGGACAUUUUCAUAGGUGCUAAAAGUGCCCGGAUCCAGACGGGCAUGUUCGGGCACGGAGCAGCCUACUCCAGACACAACGCAGACAGGCUCUUUAAGAAGCUUGUGCUGGACAAUGUUCUGAUGGAGGACUUGUACAUUACCAAUAAUGGCCAGGCUGUGGCCUACAUCUCUGCUGGCCAAAAAGCCAUGAAUGUUCUAAAUGGCAGCAUGCAGGUGGUAUUUCAUGAGACUGAAAGUGCAUCCAGCAUCAGGAAACACAAAGCCUCUGUGAUCAAGAAUGUUUCUAAGAGGGAGGAAAUGGUCACAAAGUGCCUGGAAGAGCUCAAUGAGUUGUGUAAGAAGUUGGGCAAAGUUUUUGGUCUUCACUACUACAACAUCUUCUCCACAAGCACCUUGAAAACGAUUGCUGAGACUCUAUCUGCUGACCCUGAGGUGCUGCUACAGAUUGAUGGCGUGACUGAGGACAAGCUGGACAAAUACGGAGCUGAGCUUAUCGAACUGCUGCAGAAAUACACUGAAUGGCAGCUGCCUGUUGAGGAGCAGGUUGAAAGCUCAGGGUGGAUCGACACUGCACGAGACCACCUAGAGGAUGAUGUGUAUGAUGAUGAAGAGGACAGCUCGUCAUCUUAUUUCAGGAGCAGCACAGGUCGAGGAGAGAAGAGGAAGAAAACGCCCUAUUCAAGGAAACCCAAAAGACGGAAGAGUUACAACAACCAAAACACCUAUAAAAGUGGGAACAGUGGGGGCUGGUCUUCAUCUAAAGGUGGAUAUAAAGCUGCUGGUCGAGGUGCAGGUCGAGGAGCGGGUCGAGGCUCCGCCAGGCCUGCUGCUGCAGCUCCAGCAGCAAGAAGACCAGGCGUCAUGGCUCUGCCUACACCCCAGACUGCUGCACGGCCAUUCCUUAAACCUGCCUUCUCUCAUCUCGGCUAAUUACACAUUCAGUGGUGGGUUUCUCGCACCUACAUGUGUUCUUUCCUUACUAAAUUUGUUCAUGUGUUUGUACAUUUGAUUUGUUGUUUUUGUUAACGUUUGUUUGUACAUGUUUUGUAUCUGAACCUAAUAUUGUGUAUUGUAUAGUUUAAGGUAGCAGUUUGCUGUUAUAUUUUAUCUCACAUUUUUCUACUUUUCUAAGUUUUAAAUUGCCAUUAAACUGAUUUAUAUAAAAACUGGUUUAUCUGGUGUUACAAGUUACAGCAGUUGUAAGAGUAUAGUGGUUAAUACAGUCCUCAAAUGGUAGUUUUAUUGCAUCUGUUUUCAUUCUUUGAAAUUGAAACUAUACAUUUCUAUAAAGUUUUCUAAAAUGUUCCUGCUGGCCGUAAAAUCUUUGUGUAUGUACAGUGAUAUAAUCUGAAUAUAUUACGGAAAUAAAGUUGUAAUAUUUUGA
This is a messenger RNA of Astyanax mexicanus (Mexican tetra), 5261 nucleotides long. It is a transcript of the gene blm, whose product is annotated as BLM RecQ like helicase. The record is from RefSeq and is a predicted model, not a curated record. The coding region runs from base 473 to 4807 and encodes 1444 amino acids. Gene Ontology annotation, molecular function: ATP binding; DNA binding; hydrolase activity, acting on acid anhydrides, in phosphorus-containing anhydrides. Lineage: Eukaryota; Metazoa; Chordata; Actinopteri; Characiformes; Acestrorhamphidae. Gene Ontology annotation, biological process: double-strand break repair via homologous recombination; telomere maintenance; DNA replication. Gene Ontology annotation, cellular component: nucleus; cytoplasm; chromosome. The transcript is spliced from 21 exons.